Molecule: messenger RNA, 2108 nt
Organism: Bacillus rossius redtenbacheri
Lineage: Eukaryota; Metazoa; Arthropoda; Insecta; Phasmatodea; Bacillidae
Product: dihydrolipoyl dehydrogenase, mitochondrial
Exons: 13
Coding region: 71-1684 (537 amino acids)
Cellular component (GO): oxoglutarate dehydrogenase complex; mitochondrion
Molecular function (GO): flavin adenine dinucleotide binding; dihydrolipoyl dehydrogenase (NADH) activity
Source: RefSeq, a predicted model, not a curated record
UUCUUUCGUAAAAAAAAAGAAGUAAAAUUUCUUCACUGUGAUGAGCAGAAAGCUAAACUAACUAAACAUAAUGCAGUCUAACAUUUUGAGUCGUAUUUCGUAUACCAUUAAGCCAGCUGUGCAGGGAUGCAAGCGGAGCACUGCAGUUCUUAACGUCCUGCAACACCGAACAUAUUCCAGUGGUGAAGAGGCAGAUCUAAUAGUUAUUGGAUCCGGGCCUGGUGGCUAUGUAGCGGCUAUCAAAGCGGCGCAGUUGGGGAUGAAAACGGUGUGUGUGGAGAAGAGCGACACCUGUGGGGGGACGUGCCUCAAUGUGGGCUGCAUCCCCUCCAAAGCCCUCCUCAACAACUCCCACUACUACCACAUGGCGCACAGCGGGGACCUGAACAACCGAGGGGUCGAAGUUUCGUCAGUCAAGUUGAACUUGGAUGUGAUGAUGGGUGCCAAAUCAACUGCAGUGAAAGCCCUUACUGGUGGAAUUGUUCACUUAUUCAAACAAAACAAGGUGACUCUGGUCAAAGGCCAUGGGAAGAUCACCGGACCGAACGAGGUGACUGCGACGAAGGAAGACGGGUCGAGCGAAGUUGUCAAAGCAAAAAACAUACUUAUAGCCACGGGCUCAGAAGUCACGCCUUUUCCUGGGAUUGAGGUUGAUGAGGAGACUGUGGUGUCUUCGACCGGUGCGUUGGCUCUCAAGGCUGUCCCCAAGAAGAUGGUGGUUAUCGGAGCUGGAGUGAUCGGUCUGGAGCUGGGGUCGGUGUGGAGCCGACUGGGCGCGGAGGUGACCGCCGUGGAGUUCAUGACCUCCAUAGGGGGCGUGGGCAUCGACCAGGAGGUGUCCAAGGCCUUCCAGCGGGUGUUGGUCAAGCAGGGCCUGCAGUUCAAGCUGGGCACCAAGGUGACGUCCGCAGCCCGCGAGGGCGGCAACAUCCGCGUCGCCGUCGAGAACGUCAAGGACCCCGGCAAGAAGGAGGAGGUUCAGCCCAGCCCAUCGUCAUUUUCUCAGUUGAUCAGCGCGUUAUUACCCUUCUCCAAGUCCGGGCCAAGCGAAGCACAGAAUUAUCUGGACUGUGACGUGCUCUUGGUGUGCGUGGGCAGGCGGCCCUACACGCAGAACCUCGGCCUGGAGGAGAUCGGCAUCGAGCGGGACGAGAAGGGCCGCAUCCCGGUCAACUCCCGCUUCCAGACCGUCAUUCCCAACAUCUUCGCCAUCGGGGACUGCAUCCACGGACCGAUGCUGGCCCACAAGGCGGAGGAUGAGGGCAUAGUGUGCGUGGAGGGCAUUGCUGGCGGCCCCGUCCACAUAGACUACAACUGCGUUCCCUCCGUCAUCUACACCCACCCGGAGGUGGCCUGGGUUGGUCGCACCGAGGAGGAUCUCAAGAGCGAGGGUGUUGAAUACAAAGUCGGGAAGUUUCCUUUCGCAGCCAACAGCAGAGCGAAAACCAACAACGAGACUGACGGCUUUGUCAAGAUCCUGGGGGAUAAGGUGACAGACAGAAUCCUUGGGGCACACAUCAUUGGACCAGGCGCGGGGGAGCUGAUUGCAGAGGCGUGCCUGGCGAUGGAGUACGGAGCCUCGUGCGAGGAUGUGGCGCGAGUCUGCCACGCCCACCCGACUUGUUCGGAGGCCUUCAGGGAAGCCAACCUUAGUGCAUUUUUUGGCAAAGCAGUCAACUUUUAACAAUUGAACUGUUUGUUUUUGCACCUCAAGUUACAUUUGUCCUCACUUCUGGUUUAUGUGCUCGUUUUGCUUUUUCGUCCAAUUCUCGUAAAGAGUGAUAGCCAUUUCCCAGCAAGCAAGGAACAAAUUUUGUUUCCUGUAAAUAAGUGAAAAAUAAAACUAAAGUUUUUGCUUGUAUAAUAAAUUUUACAUCAUAUGUCUUAGGUGAUAAGAAAAUAUACUUUAAGAAAACUGUUUAGUGUCCCAAGACUAGCCACAUUCUGAUAACUUAUUGUAAAUAAAUUGUUACUUUUUAACUGUAGUUUUUAUUAUUGUGUUAGUAUUAGUUCACGUGCAUAUAAUUUUUUUGUCAAAUCACUACCAUUAUUUUGUAAACAUUUAGGUGGUACCAAAAUGAUAUUAAACAUAUUGUUGGGAGAAGAAA